Danio rerio (zebrafish) is the source of this 7563-nucleotide messenger RNA. Lineage: Eukaryota; Metazoa; Chordata; Actinopteri; Cypriniformes; Danionidae. The record is from RefSeq and is a predicted model, not a curated record.
CGUCACAUGUACACGUCGCCAAGCAGGACGCGCUCGGCCAAGAUGGCGGACAAGUGUCAGCCGCGGUGUCCUGCACUUUUCUGAGAAACUAAACUCCAGCCGCGCUCGUGUUGAGUUUUGUUUGUAUUCAGGCAUCUCGACUGGAAGAUAACGGGGAGACUGCCAGUUAGUAUACACAUUGUGGAGACCUGUGAGUGUACAUAAUGCAGCCCCCUCCUCGAACAACUCCUCCUGGAGCAAGUGGACCUCCACCUCCUUCUGGAGGCCCCAAUUCAUUCAGAAGAAACAGACCCCAUAAACAUGGGGCGGCGUCUGCUAUGACACCGGCUGCCCCUUCCACAAUGCCAGUGACUGAUCCUUUUGCCUUUGGGAGACAAAAUUUUUCAUCUAUGGCAGGGAGCAGCCAAGCUCCACCCACAAACAGCAACCCACUUCCUAUGCAAAGUCCUCCCCUGCCAGGGUUCAACCCAACAGCUCCACCACAAGGGCCACCACCAGGACCCGCACAGGCAGCCUCACCUGGCCCACCACCAAGAAUUUUUACACCACAGCCCGUUCCAUCACGGCCUGGAUCAAGCUCUAUCCCUCCUCCUGCAGAAGCAGGAUACUUCAGUUCCCAAGAACCAAUCCCCUAUAUUGCACAAUUGCCUAACCCUGCUCCUCCUUUAAUUCCUAGUACAUCACAUCCUCCCUCCACUACCCCAACACCUCCAGUUCAGUCCCAGGCUCCUUUUCAUUCCCAGCCAACCCCUCCCUUACCUUCACACUGGGUGCCUGAACAUGGAAGCAGACCACCUUCUGUUCAAAACUACUUUCAGCCAACUAGUGAUCUCCCAUCUCAGCCUUUCCAAGCUCAAGCCCCACACCCUGGACCCUCUCCUCUUACAGCCCCACCUCCUGUACCUUCUCCCCUUACAGCCCCACCCCCUUUAACUUCUCCUCUCACAGCCCCACCUUUGACACAAUCUCAAAAUCAAUUUCAGUCAGCUCAACCAAAUGUUAGUGGCCCUGCUGCAACUUAUCAACAGAACUCCCACUUCCCUGCUCAUAACUAUUUCAGUCAGUCAGGCGGACCCUCUGAGCCAUGGUUCAAUCAGAACCCACAGGAUCCAUCUCAGCGUGCCUACCAUGUCCCCUACUCUGAAGUCCCUAGUGACUCAGGAACUCUGUCAAUGUUUUUUGGGGGAAAUGAUGUUGAAAAUGAAGAAACUCUAACAGGGGAGGGGCGUGUAAAUGGAAUUCAUCAACCUCUCCAUUCAACAACAGAAUUCUCUGGUCCCUAUUUGAAUGACAGUGGUAACAUACGAGCUGGGACAGGACCAAGUGAUUCAGUGGAGAAUCUGGAAUGUGUUCCAAACCAGGAAGUUCUGCCUAGUGAGCCACCUCCAAGUCAUGCCUUUGAGGGGGGACCUAACUUGGAGACACCAGACUCUGCUCCUCGCCUUGCCCGCUCUGCAAGUGUCUCAUCCAGCUACAGUAAUGUCAGUCACAGUAGUGGACACGGUGCUCACAGUGGGGGUCAUGUCCCUCGUAGACAACAAGUAGUGGGAACAUUUAUCCAACAGGAGAGUCCUCGUCCACCUGAUCACCCUCCACUGCAUCCCUCAACUGGUGGAUACUUUGAACAAAUAGACUCUAACCCAGCUGCAGAGGCAAGUCCUACUUUCCCAACUCCUAGUCCACCUAAACCAGUUGGUGUGUUCCAGGCAAGUGCAAAUUCCUCAUUUGAGCCUGUUCGUUCACAUGGUGUAGGAGUUCGACCUGCUGAAGUUGAUCGUGCACGUGUGGUCAUGGAAAAGGGUGGACGUGACAUGCAGCCUGGCAAUUUAGAGCAUCCUCCAGAUAACUUGGAGACUAUUUACUUAUCAGAACGCCGACCCUCAUCUCGAGCUCAGGGGGCACGACGCCCCAUCGAAAGUCCUGCAACUGCACUCUGGGCUCAAAAUGACACUGCCAGUCUAAGUGCUAACAUACUGUUAGCCCCUGCAGCACCGUCUCUGACUGCAACAUUUGUUCCAGCACAUCCAUCUGAAGUAAUUCAGCCACCAGAAGAUGGGCCACUUGAUCUGCAUCCAGCUAGGCCAGAUCCACAACCUCCCUCUGAAAACCUUGAGAUUCCUCCAGACUCUACACCUCAGGCAAGUCUGGGAUAUGCCUCCUUGCUUGUGACCUCACCUCCAGAAGAGGCUCUGAACCAGCCCGUCUUGAUUGCGCCACCUUCCUCUAAUUACAGUUUGAUUUCAUCCCAAAAUCUCUUACAACCAUCAAUUCUGCCAAGUCCUCAAGAGACAGCAGCACCUGUUCACCCACAUCCUCAAUCUUCAUUGACCAAUCAAAUGCCUCAGAAUUCUCCUCCAACAAAUCAGCCACCACUUCUUUUUUCUCAGACACCAGUAAACUUCAGUUCUUCCUCAGCUCAAGGUGUCUUGAAUCUAACGCGAGAGGCCAACGAUGGUCAGGCAGCCCGACCAAACCUCUCAAGGGCCCAGUCUCUUAAAGGUGAUAGCCAAUUUCUUCCGCCUUCUGCUACUCAAGCUCCGCCUUCUUCAGCUGCCUCCACCAAUCACAACCAACCUUCAAAUUAUCAGCUGCUUGAUUUUUCUAUGCAUCAGCCACAGUCUACAAAUCAGGUCACAUCAGUCCCAGCUGUCUCUCAAUCAACCCAUCCUGCAGGCUUGGUGAAUAACACACCUGGCUUUUACCUGCAGGUCACCAAAGAUGCACAGCAAGGGGGACAGUCUGACACUGAUUCUCUGUCCCAUCAGCAGAACUCCAACCCCCCAUUACCCUCUAGCAACCAACUUGACAAUAAUCAGACUCUGAACUCCCAUCCUCCUCCACCUCCAGCUCAAAACCAGCCUCCUCCACAGGCCCCUCCAACACAUCCUGGCGCCCCUCCUACUGGACCUGGAUCUGCCCAACCACCUCCUUACCCACCCCAAUCUGGAAACUCUACCACCCAACCACCUCAAGAACCUCAAAGGCCUCCUUCAUCUCUAGGUAGUCAAUCAGGUUAUGGGGUUCCUCCUGCCAUGCCCCCUGGUCCAGGUUACCCAGGGUACUACCCAGGAGCCUACCCGGAGUACCAGGAUGGAAGAGUACCAUACCCACCGCAGUAUCCUGUGGAUCCCAGAACUCAAAAUUAUUAUCAGGAUGAUCCCUACCGUAGAGGCGAUCCUCGAUACGGAUGGUAUGAUGGACAGAAUCCUGGCUAUCGGGAGGCUGAACGCCAACCAGAGAGGCCAAGCUCUAGAACCAGUCAAUACUCUGACAGGCCCAGCUCAAGACAGGGGUAUCAAGAAGACUUUUCAAGAUCCAGCCGUAGUGCCUAUGACGAAUACUAUGCAAACUACUAUAAGAGACAAUACGAUGCCUAUGGAGAUAGGAGCAGGUGGUAUGAUCCCAAUGCUGCUUAUGAUCCACGCUACAAAGCAUACUAUGAUCAAAUGUAUGGAUGGUAUUAUAACCAAGAUGGUUACAGAGGAGGACAGGCGUAUUACAACCAACAAUAUCAAAACAGGGGAAGGGAAGGGUAUGACGAUCCAUGGCGAUAUUACCCUGGUUAUGACUCCAGCUUUGACGAUGACUCUCGGAGACGUGACCCAUAUGCUGAUGAUUUUGACCGGCGUUCGGUUCACAGUGAACAAUCAGCACACAGUGUGCAUUCAUCACACAGUCGACGUAGUAGCUUCAGCUCACGGUCACAACAGAGUCAGGUUUACAGGAGUCAACCAGACUUGGUCAGCGCAGCCUACGAUGCCACUGGCACCACUCUUCCAGCAGAUUACACCUACAGCCAGUAUCCUAACCCUUCAGAUACUGUGAAUUAUGGUCAGGAUCCUUAUAAUUCUGCUGACAACACCUGGUCUGCACCAGAACAGCCUCCUCCAAGACCGUUGACCCCGGAGAAGUUUUCUAUUCCUCAUCGUUGUGCUCGUUUUGGUCCAGCUGGUCAGCUGAUCCUUGUCCAACCCAACCUGCCCUCUGCUGGUCAGCCCACACUAGUAGAAAUCCACAGUAUGGAGACGCUCCUGCAGGAUUCUCCAGAGCAGUCAGACAUGCGUUCAUUCCCAGGCCCGCUGGUCAAAGAGGAGACUCAUAAGGUGGAUGUCAUGAAGUUUGCUCAGAACAAAGCCCAAGAGUGUUUGCGAAACGAUGACCUCAUCGACAAAGACUCCGCCUACCUCAUCUGGGAGUUCAUUGUGCUGCUGUGUCGCCAGAAUGGGACCGUAGUGGGUACAGAUAUUGCUGACCUGCUGCUGAAGGAGCAUCGCUCUGUGUGGUUGCCAGGAAAAUCACCCAAUGAGGCCAAUCUCAUUGACUUUAACAAUGAGGCAAUAGAGCAUGCAGAAGAAGACAUGGGGCAAAUGUCCCUCCUAUCAGACACGUUCAUGGGUGUGCCUGAAAAUAUUGGCAAGGAUACGGAGCGCUUCAGAGAACUACUGCUGUUUGGCCGCAAGAAGGACGCUCUGGAGUCUGCUAUGAAGAAUGGUCUGUGGGGUCACGCUCUGUUACUGGCCAGUAAAAUGGACAACAGAACUCACGCUCGCGUCAUGACCAGGUUUGCCAACAGCCUGCCUAUUAAUGACCCUCUUCAGACAGUUUAUCAGCUCAUGUCAGGACGUAUGCCGGCUGCUGCUACUUGUUGUGGAGAUGAGAAAUGGGGGGAUUGGAGGCCACAUUUAGCCAUGGUGCUGUCCAACCUCACUCACACUCUGGAUCUUGACACCCGCACUAUUUCAACAAUGGGUGACACUUUAGCAUCUAAAGGUCUUGUAGACGCAGCCCAUUUCUGUUACCUGAUGGCUCAGGUGGGUUUCGGUGUUUAUACCAAGAAAAGCACCAAGAUGGUCCUCAUCAGCUCCAAUCACAGCUUGCCUUUUUUGAAGUUCUGCUCAUCAGAGGCAAUUCAGCGGACAGAAUCAUACGAAUACGCUCAGUCUCUUGGCUCUCAGCCUCUUUCUCUGCCUAACUUCCAGGUGUUCAAGUUCAUCUACGCAUGUCGUCUGGCGGAGUCUGGUCUCUGCGCUCAAGCUUUUCAUUACUGUGAGGUCAUUUCCCGCACACUGUUGAGUCUGCCGGAGUAUUACUCUCCUGUGUUCAUCAGUCAGCUCAUACAGAUGUCUCUGAGGUUAAGGUUUUUUGACCCUCAGCUGAAGGAACGGCCGGAGCAGGAGUUGUUUAUAGAGCCUGAUUGGUUACUUCAUCUCAGACAACUCGAUGGACAGAUCAAGGAGGGUGUGAUCUCUUUGCGUACGGACCGCAGCACCCCACAGCUUUACCCCUGCAGUACACCCAGUUCAGAAGACCAGUGCAGCCCGCCUGAACCCCCAGCUCUGACCCCAGACCCCCACAACGCUCUCAUGACCUCUCUUGUGCCCCCAGCUGCUGUACAACUCAUGCCUCCAGCCCCUCCCACUAUUCUUCAGGAUGGGGCGGUUUCUCUUCAGCAAGUUCCGCCUCCAAGUGAAAGUGUUCCGUUCUACCCAGUGGCUCCAGGGCCGCCGCAGCCAAACUUUGUGGCUCCGUACCAACCUGAAAUGCAAGAGCAGUACAUGCCAAUGCCACCCCAAAUACCCCAACAUAUGCCCCCGCAAAUGCCGACAUACAACCCUGCAGAAAUGCCUCCACAGAUGCCACAAGGAAUGCCUGGUCAGAUGCCUCCACCGAUGCACGGAGCCGAACGGGGCUCAGCUCCUUCCUCCCCUCAGCAGUUCCCCCAGCCGUCUCCAACGUUCGCUAACCCUCCUCCACCGGGGAAGGACUUCUAUGAUGAAAUGGCACGUUUGGGCCCAGGCAGAAGAUCAAGAACAACUUCACAGUCAUCAAUGCAUAUGGCACCGGGUCGUCGAUCUCGGACAACAUCUGAAUCGUCCAAUCAUUCUGGCCGGGAACGCAGCAGCUCAUUUGCCAAUCAGGGAUCUCCACCCCCUCCACCAAUCCCAGAGGCUCCACCACAGGAUGUGCCAGAGAGAACCAAGAAAGACUCUCCUAAAAAACAGGGAUCUGGUGGCGGCUUGCUGACCUGGCUGUUUCCAAAGCGGAAGAAUGAAGCACAUCUUCCAGACGACAAAAACAAAUCUAUUGUGUGGGAUGAAAAGAAGCAGAAAUGGGUGAAUCUGGAUGAGCCAGAGGAAGAGAGUAAACCUCCUCCUCCCCCACCCACCGGCUUCCCCAAAGCUCCAAUGAGCGCUCCAGCUAUGGUACCUCCAGGAGUGGCCGGCCCACCAUCAGGGCCUCCUGUGAACAUGUUCUCCAGAAGAGCAGGCACGAGGAGUCGUUAUGUGGAUGUGCUGAAUCCUGGUCGUGGAGGAGCUAAAGCAGUGGCUUCAGUGCCUCCUCCUGCUGAUCUGUUCGCUCCUCUCGCACCCAUGGCCAUGCCAGCCAACCUCUUCACACCAGCUGCAGCCCCAGAUGAGCAGCAGCCGAUGGAGGGAAGUGUUCCAGACACCAGUGGAGAAAACACACUGCAGACAAGUGCCACAGUGCCACAGAUGUUUAAUCCGAAUGCUGCUUUGCCUCCCGGCCCGGAGGGAACCCAGUCUGGAGAGCUGUCACGUUCUAGCUCAAUGAGUUCUCUAUCGCGAGAAGUGAGUCAGCAUUUAAAUCAGGCUCCUGCUCAACAACCAGUGCAAGGAGCUCCGCCUGCAGGGGGUGUGACCUUUUAUAACCCCUCCCAGUUUGCACAGUCUGUUCCCACAAACCGUACUCGCCCUGGGCGCCUGGGACAGAGAGGAUACCCAACACCGAAGUAACAGUACCGCUGUAGUUCUAGAUCAGACUGUGGUUCUAGAUCAUGAAGUUCGGACUCCUGGAAGCGCUGGCAUGUGGCCAUCCAAACCCUUCAAAUAACACUGUCAUAAUCGAUGUUUGCAAUUGGACGAGACUCUGUUUCUCCAUACGGCCUGUGUGUUGUGUGUACGGACCGGGCGGCGCUUCCUCAACAUGAGCAGUGUGAAUUAAAAGUGCAAUAUUGCGAUUUUUAGCCCUGUGUAGAUUGAUUUCGCUAGUGUAGUCUGCUCAUUUCAGCAGGAUGUCUGCAAGUGUGUAUGAGCGCAUGUGCGUUUGGAGGAAACGUGGCCGUGUCCUGCUAACGGAAAGCAUGAGUUUGAGGGCGGACAGGCCUGUUAUCAUGGGAACAGUGCAGCGUACCAGAAUGUUUUAGAUAUUUAUUAAGCUUCCUGUCAGAAUGAAGCGGCCCGUCAUGAGUACGAGUUUAGUGUCUUUUUACCAUCUCCUGGUCAAAUCCUGUAAUUUCGCCAGUAGCUACAGAAUCAUACGUUUCUAUGAUUUACCAAAAUCCUGUGAUCAUUUGUGUGUAUUGCUCAUAAAAUAUCAUUAUUAUUUUCCCUGGCUUCUCAUCGCGCACUCUGAUUGGUCGUCGUGUCUCUUAAUCACACGCCGUUAUUUCCUUUGCUUUUUGCCAUGCUGGACAGCGGAGGUUUUUUGUAAUUCCAAAGGUCAGCUCUGUUUGAAGGAAGCUUGGACUUUUCCAAUGUGUUUAGAAAUUGACUGUACAAUUCUUGAUAAAAGUGAUAAUAAAGAUAUUUUUGAGCUCUUUAA